CGCUGAGGCAAAACUGACUCUAGAACCCGCCUCUUUGAAGGACGGAAGAAUGCGCCAAUCAUUAUGGUGUCUGGGUCCACGGCUGAGCCUAUCAGAAAAGAUUUAAAUAGAGGCUUAUAAAUAGGCCCUAUAAAUAUAACAUCCUAUAUUACGCCUUGUUGCGAAGGUAUGCUUUAUUAUUAUUGGGUUGCGUUUCAUUGUAUUGUAAUCCCUACUAGAGCAUACCGUACGGCAUGGCAUUGUAGGCUCUCGUCUAGCAAUGUAUGAAAUCGGAAGGACCGGGUUUGCGGCAUGUGCGGUGUCUGCGCUGACGUGCGCUUCAGCCAGUCGCGUCAUUAUGUAAGGGAGCAUCCCAGGAACAGCGCCGGGGACUCUUCUGCGGAUGCUGGAGAGCUCGGCCAGGCCGGCCGCGUCAGCGCGCACCGGGGGUACGAAUGACAAAGCAAACCCCACACGCACACAGACACACACCCUGCCAGCUUCCCGCGACGUGGUGACAGCCCGCCGGCCAAUCGGAGGUGGCGGCCCCGCCCCGGGUACGUCACGGGGCGGAGCUGUGGGGGCGCGCGACGUAGCGCAGAGAUGCCCGGGGCGUGUGCGGCUGUGUGGUCCGGGCUCCACGUCCACAGGCUGGGCAGCGCUGUGGGCCCCGCGGGCGCCGACUCCGCAGGACCCGCGAGGGCACUACCGCGAAGCAUCGGCCUCAGGGCCGGGCCGGGCCGGGCCGGGCCGGACCGGGAGCCUGCUCGGCGGGUCCGGGCUCCUCCAAGGCGGGGACGCGGGGCCGGCGACACUUCACGCUUCGUACUCAUUGAGCGCCGAUUUUAUGCCAGGCACCGUGCUGGUGGGCCAAGAUCUGACUGUGAUGGCGGCCCUUGGCUUGGGCUUCCUCACCUCGAAUUUGCAGAGACACACCUGGAGCAGUGUGGCCUUCAACCUCUUCAUGCUGGCGCUUGGUGUGCAGUGGGCAAUCCUGCUGGACGGCUUCCUGAGCCAGUUGUCUCCUGGGAAGGUGGUCAUCAACCUGUUCAGUAUUCGGCUGGCCACCAUGAGUGCUAUGUCGGUGCUGAUCUCAGUGGGUGCUGUCCUGGGAAAGGUCAACUUGGCGCAGUUGGUGGUGAUGGUGCUGGUGGAGCUGACAGUUUUUGGCACCAUGAGGAUGGUCAUCAGUAUUAUCUUCAAAACAGACUACCACAUGAACCUGAUGCACAUCCAUGUGUUCGCAGCCUAUUUUGGGCUGACUGUGGCCCGGUGCCUGCCAAAGCCUCUACCCCAGGGAACGAAGGAUAAAGAACAGAUAGCAACGAGACCCAGUUUGUCUGCCAUGCUGGGCACCCUCUUCUUGUGGAUGUUCUGGCCAAGUUUCAACUCUGCUCUGCUGAGAAGUCCAAUCGAAAGGAAGAAUGCUGUGUUCAACACCUACUAUGCUCUAGCAGUCAGCGCGGUGACAGCCAUGUCAGUGUCAUCCUUGGCUCACCCCCAAGGGAAGAUCAACAUGACUUAUAUGCACAAUGCGGUGUUGGCAGGAGGCGUGGCUGUGGGUAUCUCGUGUCACCUGAUCCGUUCUCCAUGGCUUGCCAUGGUGCUGGGUCUUGUGGCUGGGCUGAUCUCCAUCAGGGGAGCCAAGUGCCCGCCGGAGAUUCACGACAGCUACGGCGUGUACUACACCUUCGGCUUGCCGGGUCUGCUUGGAGAGAUCACCUACAUUGUGCUGGUGGUGCUUCGUACUGUCUGGGCCGACUAUUACAUGAUUGACUUCCAGGUCCUCCUCUGCAUUGGGGAACUCAGCUUGGCCAUGGCGAUGGCUGUCAUGUCUGGUCUCCUGACAGGUUUGCUCCUAAAUCUCAAGAUAUGGAAAGCACCUCAUGUGGCCAAAUAUUUUGAUGACCAAGCUUUCUGGGAGUUUCCUCAUUUGGCUGUUGGAUUUUAAGCAAAAGCAUCCAAGAAAAACAAGGCCUGUUCAAAAACAAGACAACUUCCUUUCACUGUUGCCUGCAUUUGUACGUGAGAAACGCUCAUGACAGCAAAGUCGCCUUAUGUAUAAUGAAACAAGGUCAGAGACAGAUUUGAUAUUAAAAAAAAAAAGACUAAAAACUUAGUUUAAGAGUCAAUUUAAUAAGUUUAAAAUAAAUGUUUAGUUUCAUAAGGAUGAUGCUAUCAAUAUUUUCUUGGUUACAGACACAUUAUUAAAAUUUUGGGUUAAUUUUAUUGACAAUUCUUAAGAUUCUUUCUCAUGCUUAAUAAAGCAUGCUACCCAGUUAACUCUUGUCUACAUCAGCAAAGCAGAUAAUACAAAACAGGAAAAUUACAAAUCACUGAUACUUAGUCCUUGUGGGAAUCAUGCUUUUAUCCCAGCAGUUUUACAAGGUGGCUGGCAUUCCCUGAGCAUAUUCGGAAUUGCACUGUGGGGAAAGAGGUUGUGCUCAGUUGUAGGGUGGGGGGAUGCACUGCCUGAGGAUUAAAAAACUAGUUCUAUGACUGUGAGGAAGUCGUUUAAAUUUCCAUGAUCUGUUCC
Molecule: messenger RNA, 2515 nt
Organism: Pongo pygmaeus (Bornean orangutan)
Lineage: Eukaryota; Metazoa; Chordata; Mammalia; Primates; Hominidae
Gene: RHCE
Product: Rh blood group CcEe antigens
Exons: 10
Coding region: 383-1930 (515 amino acids)
Biological process (GO): ammonium transmembrane transport; ammonium homeostasis
Cellular component (GO): plasma membrane
Molecular function (GO): ammonium channel activity
Source: RefSeq, a predicted model, not a curated record